This is a messenger RNA of Ramularia collo-cygni, 1563 nucleotides long. RefSeq names its product related to Tyrosyl-tRNA synthetase. Gene Ontology annotation, biological process: tyrosyl-tRNA aminoacylation. Gene Ontology annotation, cellular component: cytosol; mitochondrion. The record is from RefSeq and is a predicted model, not a curated record. Gene Ontology annotation, molecular function: RNA binding; tyrosine-tRNA ligase activity; ATP binding. The transcript has 4 exons. Lineage: Eukaryota; Fungi; Ascomycota; Dothideomycetes; Mycosphaerellales; Mycosphaerellaceae. Bases 1 to 1563 code for a protein of 520 amino acids.
AUGUCGCGAUCAACACUACGUCRCACAUUGCGACACGGCUACGUGUGUUCACAAUGCACGCACUCCAUCCGAACACGGCUUCCAAGCGUACGCGCCUUUCACAGCACGAAAUCGAGAAAGAGUGAGAGCGUGCUCAGCCUGCUGGAGCAGCGUGGAUACAUACACCAGAUCGCCGGGGACCGUAAUGUUCUCGAGCGUCUGUUACAGACGCGUCCCGUCGGCUUCUACGCGGGUGUCGACCCGACAGCACCAUCGCUGCACCUUGGACAUCUACUACCUCUGAUGAUGCYCUUCUGGCUCCACCGCCGCGGUCACCACGUCGUCAGUCUUUUGGGCGGGGCUACUGCCAAGGUUGGCGACCCUAGCGGCCGGCUCACCUCACGUGCCGCUACCACAGCGGCGACCAUUGACGCCAAUUUCAAUGCUCUGCAUUCUCAGCUGGGGAAUCUUUGGGAGAAUGUGCUGCAGUAUGGAGAGCGGCAUGGGGAUCAGCCAGGGAAUAGAGGACGGCGUGAAUUGUUGAACAACGCGCAGUGGUUGGAUGAGCUCAGUAUCCUCGACUUCUUGCGUCUACUGGGCAAUGGCAUGCGAUUGGGAGCUAUGCUGGGAAGGGACACGGUGAAAAACAAGAUGGACAAAGGUGAUGGAAUGUCUUUUGCUGAGUUCACAUAUCCUCUGUUGCAAGGCUGGGACUGGUGGCAGAUGUACCAGGACCGGGCUGUACAGGUCCAAAUUGGCGGAAGUGACCAGUAUGGUAACAUUGUGGCCGGGAUUGAUGCGGUCAAGUACAUUGCACAAAAUCAAUCAGCCUCGUUAGGCCAACAAGCAUGGCUAGACACCGAAGGUCGACUGAAAGACGAACGAACACCCAUGGGCUUAACAGUACCGUUGCUCACUACCGCGAGUGGAGAGAAAUUUGGGAAGAGUGCCGGAAAUGCGAUCUGGCUGGACCGCACUCUCACAUCCUCAUUUGAUCUAUACGGCUUCUUGCUGCGCUCGUCGGAUGAAGACGUCGAACGAUAUCUCAAGCUCUUCACAUUCGUCCCGCUGUCAGACAUCAGCACCAUCAUGCAAGAGCACAAAGCAGAUCCUGGCAAGCGCAAAGCCCAGCAUUUGCUCGCCGGAGAAGUGCUCGAGCUCGUUCACGGCCCAGAAGAGGCCAGCAAGACUCGUGCUGAACACCAGGCAAUGCGUGCGCCUACUCUCACGUCGCUCCUGAGGCCGGCAAGCCCGAAGGGCGAAACAGCUGCCGACGACCAGUCCGCACAGCGAAUAAAGCUUGGCCGGUCUUUGGUUCACGAUGUACCCUUCGCUCGCAUCUUGUUCCAUGCUGGGCUUGUAAGUACAAAGUCCGAGGGCGCACGCACCAUUGCGAAAGGAGGUGCAUACGUUGCUGUGCCCGCAUCCUCAUCAGCGCCGACGGUAGGAGGCGAAGAGGGACUAGACUUCGUACAGAUCACCAGCGAGCGACCAGCCGAUGCGCAGAACCUUGUCAUGGACGGCUUGCUGGUCCUCCGGCUUGGAAAGUGGAAGGUCCGUGUCAUUGAAGUCGUGGACGGAUAG